AUGUUGAACACCACAGUAACCGUAACACACACCUCCCCCAUCCCCUCAACCCUCUCUCGCGAAGACGCCCUAGCCCUCAUCCACGACGCGGAGCACCACAUCAAAUGCGACCCCAACAUGAAGGACUACACGGCCCGCACGCCCGCCAUCCCGCCCACCGUCCCGAAAGACAUUGACCCCGUCGCCGCGACGCAGUGCUUCUCCGUCACCGACAGCGUGCCCUCGAUGCUGCCCAAGGCCAUCUGGAGCGGCGACGCCGUCAGCGACUACGAUUUCACGUUUACGAAAGACGGCAGCUUCGUCCGCACGAGCUGCCCUCUCAGCGUGCUGCUCGAGACGCGCUGGCGCGUAAAGGAUGCCGAGGGGGCGGAGGGUGAGGGCGCGUUGGAGCUGGAGGAGGUUGUUGAGAUUCGGUGCUCGAGGCUCUUGGCUGGGGUUGUCAAGUCGCAGUGCGAGACGAAUUGGAAGGAUUUCCACAAGAAGAUUCUGCAAGGAAAGGCGGCUUGA
Colletotrichum acutatum is the source of this 507-nucleotide messenger RNA. RefSeq lists its product as uncharacterized. The record is from RefSeq and is a predicted model, not a curated record. Lineage: Eukaryota; Fungi; Ascomycota; Sordariomycetes; Glomerellales; Glomerellaceae. The transcript has a single exon. Bases 1 to 507 code for a protein of 168 amino acids.